Molecule: messenger RNA, 1020 nt
Organism: Aspergillus aculeatus ATCC 16872
Lineage: Eukaryota; Fungi; Ascomycota; Eurotiomycetes; Eurotiales; Aspergillaceae
Product: DUF1295 domain protein
Exons: 2
Coding region: 1-1020 (339 amino acids)
Biological process (GO): lipid metabolic process
Cellular component (GO): membrane
Molecular function (GO): oxidoreductase activity, acting on the CH-CH group of donors
Source: RefSeq, a predicted model, not a curated record
AUGAAUCUCACGGGGUCAGGUUCGCCGUUAGCGCAGGCGGACCGUCUCCGCAGCCCCGGACUCGCUACUGGCGAGCUGGGCAUCCUGCGCUCGACCAUCCUCCCCUCGUUCGCGCUGCACACGACCCUUGACCUGGCGGCGUGGGCGGCGUCGCGCGCGACCGACAAAGCCGAGCUCAAGGAUUGGAACUGGCCAGCCAGCCAGGUGAUCAACGCCUGGUGGAGCGCCGUGGGCCACCAAGUCUUCUAUAAUAACGUCUCCCCGCAAACCGCCUGGCGCGCCCUCUCCUGGACCGACAAGACCCUCCUCUCGCUCGUGACCGCCUGGGGCACGCGGCUGUUCGCGCGCAUCGCCUCGCGCACCCUGCGCCGCGGCGCCGACGACGCCCGCUACGUGCAGCUCAAGAAGCAGAAGCCCGUCGGCUUCUGGAAGGAGAUGCUCUGGAAGCAGUACCUGCCGGAGGCCGCGUUGCUGACGCUGAUCAGCUUGCCCUUCACCCUGCCCUUCCGGCUGACGAGCCCCAGCGUCGCGUUGGACACGGACGUGCAGGCCGCGCUGCGCGCCUUCGGCGUGGGGCUGUUCGGCGCCGGGUUCGCGCUCGAGGUCCUGGCCGACGAGCAGAUGGAGGCGCACCGCGCCGAGAGGACGGAUCUGUGCCGCACUGGCGUGUGGAGUAUCGUUAGACAUCCCAACUACCUCGGCGACACCCUCGUGCACCUGGGCUUCGCCUUCAUCAACUGUGCCACCAACUUCAACCCGCUCGUCAUCCUGGGCCCCCUGACCAACUACGUCUUCCUGCGCUUCAUCGGCGGCGACAAGAUGACCGAGGCCAGCCAGGAGGAGCGCUACAAGACCGAGGACCUGCACAAGUACGACCAGCUUCAGGAGUGGAAGAGCAAGAAGAACAGCUUCUGGCCCGGGUUCAAGGAGAUCGUCAACCCGUGGACGUGGGCGGUCGUCGGCUUCGGGGUUGUGGGUGUUGUGGUCGAGGAGGGCCUUCGUGGCUUGCUCACUAAAUAG